CAAGAAAAUUAUUGUUUUAAGAAACAAAGAAAUUAUUGUUAAAAUAAAAUUAAGUGAGAAUGUAAAAAUUUUUAAAAUUUAAUAUAAUGGAUUCCAAGAAAAUAUUUGUGAUAAUUUUAAAAAAUGCGACGAAGGAUGUUUUUGUUAGAACGAGCAUAAUUGUAAUAGUAUUAUUGUCAGUAUUUAUGAGUUUCGUUUUAGGUUGUAAAGUUGGUUUUCUAAUUCUCAUUUCUUUUGCAACUGGCUGUGCUGUUGCUGUUGCAUUGAUAGUUAAAAAGGAAAAUAUAAAAAAAUUUGUUUUAAAACUCAAGCAGAUAUAUCAGCAAUCACAGCCCAAGUUGGAUGGUACAAAAAAUAGUUGUGAUAUUUGUAAAGCAAAGGAUUGCAAAAGGCAUAUUACACAACAAAAAACGCAAAGGGAGCCUUGGUCAGAGAUUUACAUUGAUUCAAAUUUAGAUGCAGCUAUUGAAAGCUUUUACUCAAAGAUAAUUGGGAGUUUUAUUCAGAGUUGGUUCGUUUUAGUAAGUUCCGAUUCUGACUUCGUCAAGACAUUAAAACAAGGGUUAAGACAAGCCACGGCGAACUUGAUUGAUAAGGUUAGUAAAUUGGAUGCCCCCUUGUUUAUUACCCAGAAAUUAUUACCCAUACUAUUUCAACAUACGGAAGUUAUUACACAAAUGUUGGAAGACGGUACUACUCUUGACAAGUUGCCAAAUCAAUUUGUUUUGAAAGAUCAAAAUAUUCAUCCAGCUGUUUGUUCAAGGCAAUCUGAAAAAGAUUAUUUAAGAGCAGUAGCAAAAUGUUUAAUUCCAAAAAUAUUUCAUAGUGAAAAUUUCGACAGCAAGAUAUUUUUUAGUUUAAUCCGUGAAAUUUUAGCAUGCUGGGUUUUAUUGCCAUUGAUGGAUGUACUAUGCGAUCCAAAUCUAUUAAAUUUGAUGGUUAUUAAUAUAAUAAGUAAAGGUCAAAACGAAAAAUUAAAAGUCAGGGGCCCUGGAACUAAAGUUGAGUUUCUGAAGCAUUUUGUUGAGGAUAGUGAAGCUAAUAUUAUCUUAAAAGAUCCAAGCAUAUUAACAAAUAGCGAUAAAUUAUACGCUUUUAUGCAGUAUCUAAAAAAAAUUGAAGUCGUUGAUGCUUUAAGGUUUUAUUUGGAUGUUGAAAAUUUGAAUAAAGAGCUGCAAGACGCAAAAACAAUAUCUGAUCCUGCAAAAUUAUCAGCUCUGUAUCAGGAAUCCGAAAAAUUAAUGAAAGACUAUAGAAGUUUAGUAACCACUGACAAGCUGGCAGAAUUGACUGAAGCCAAAACUUUGAGCGAAGCUCAUGAAAAUAUAAAAAAUUUACUAGAAGGUGAAUGGAGAAAAUCAUUUAGCAAAACUCCAGAAUAUUUCAAAUUAAUAUAUGGAUCUAGACAAAUUGAUUUCGCUGAGGAUAGUAGAAAUAUGGAUCAAAACUGGGGUGUAGCAAGACUCCGUUCAAAAAUUAAGGGAGCUUUUAAAGGAACCGUGGAUGGUACCUCAUUUGAAGCAACUGAAAUUCCUACUGUAUGGGAUGCGCUGGCUGAACCUAACCUUCCAUCUUCGAGCACAGUUAUUAAUAGCAAUUCAACUCAGAAAUUAAAAAGAGAACGUGGUCAAAAUUUAGAUUCAUUUCUAUUGGUAUUUCUACAGUCUCUGGAACAAAGUACCGAUGUGGGCGAAGAUGUCAUUAAAGUCAAUGAAAAAAAAUUAAUUGGUAAGAGCCACUAUUCUACAGGAUUUAAUCCUGUGUUUGGAAAUUUAUUUUGUUUAAACAAAGCCUCAAAAAAUUUCCAAAUGUCUUCGUAUAUUUCAUUUGAAACAAUUGGCCCUUCUAGAUCACUUUUAUAUAUAGUUAAUAAUUUAUUGAGAACAUCAAAAAUUAUUGUAAAAUUCAUAUACUCAAUGAUAAAAUUGUCACAAGAUGCAAUUGAUUUUCUUAUAUACCAUGGAAUCAAUAAAUUAAUCAGUUUAGGAUUAUAUCAGCCACGUUUAGGUGCUUUAAUAAGACUAUUGGAAGAGCAUAUAUUUGAAGAUGAGCGUGUAGAUGUAACACCAGAAGAACUAUUAGAAAGACAAAGAAAAGCUAGAAAAAUGCUGGAAAAUCUGUUGAAUGGAUCUGGAUAUUUAUUGGACAUGUUGCAAUCUCCUCCAUUGAAUAAGCAUUUAAUGUAUUGUGCAUUUGAUUCUUUAUUAUCUGAGUUGUAUCCAGAAUUCAAGGGAUAAAUAAAUUUUAUGCAUUUAGAAUUA
Condylostylus longicornis is the source of this 2261-nucleotide messenger RNA. Its product is annotated as sorting nexin-14-like. The record is from RefSeq and is a predicted model, not a curated record. Gene Ontology annotation, molecular function: phosphatidylinositol binding. Gene Ontology annotation, cellular component: intracellular membrane-bounded organelle. Lineage: Eukaryota; Metazoa; Arthropoda; Insecta; Diptera; Dolichopodidae. The coding region runs from base 87 to 2237 and encodes 716 amino acids. The transcript is spliced from 9 exons.